UGGUCAUCUCCUGUACUGUGUCCGCAGUCUCUGGUCAUCCCCUGUACUGUGUCCGCAGUCUCUCUGGUCAUCCCCUGUACUGUGUCCGCAGUCUCUGGUCAUCCCCUGUACUGUGUCCGCAGUCUCUGGUCAUCCCCUGUACUGUGUCCGCAGUCUCUGGUCAUCCCCUGUACUGUGUCCGCAGUCUCUGGUCAUCCCCUGUACUGUGUCCGCAGUCUCUGGUCAUCCCCUGUACUGUGUCCGCAGUCUCUGGUCAUCCCUGUACUGUGUCCGCAGUCUCUGGUCAUCCCCUGUACUGUGUCCGCAGUCUCUGGUCAUCCCCUGUACUGUGUCCGCAGUCUCUGGUCAUCCCCUGUACUGUGUCCGCAGUCUCUGGUCAUCCCCUGUACUGUGUCCGCAGUCUCUGGUCAUCUCCUGUACUGUGUCCGCAGUCUCUGGUCAUCUCCUGUACUGUGUCCGCAGUCUCUGGUCAUCUCCUGUACUGUGUCCGCAGUCUCUGGUUCAGAAUUUUUUUUUCUUGUUUUUCUCCUCUAA
Molecule: messenger RNA, 534 nt
Organism: Staurois parvus
Lineage: Eukaryota; Metazoa; Chordata; Amphibia; Anura; Ranidae
Source: the annotation of a GenBank genome assembly